Molecule: messenger RNA, 342 nt
Organism: Brenthis ino (lesser marbled fritillary)
Lineage: Eukaryota; Metazoa; Arthropoda; Insecta; Lepidoptera; Nymphalidae
Source: the annotation of a GenBank genome assembly
AUGGAGGCAGAAAGUUCCCGUCCUUUGCUACUAAUUACACGAGAAGAAAUUUUUAAAACGCGUGAAUUUUAUGAUUUGGAUGAACAAAAAAUAAAAGAAUUCAUCGAUGCAAUAAAGGAAUGGUGCAAAAAACAGGAACACUUGGUAGAAGCUAGUAAAUAUUUAACUCAUGACAUAAUAGAACGUCUAAUCUAUCAGUCCAGAGGUUCUCUUGAAGCGACUAAAACAAAAAUUGACAGGCUAUUUACAACAAGAGGAUUGUUACCGCAAAUCGUUGCCAACAAAUCACCUGAAGAGUUUGAGGACUUCCUACAAAACUUGUUUGUAUAUGCUAAUACUCCU